Molecule: messenger RNA, 1850 nt
Organism: Lytechinus variegatus (green sea urchin)
Lineage: Eukaryota; Metazoa; Echinodermata; Echinoidea; Temnopleuroida; Toxopneustidae
Gene: nle1
Product: notchless protein homolog 1-like
Exons: 13
Coding region: 108-1535 (475 amino acids)
Biological process (GO): ribosomal large subunit assembly; Notch signaling pathway
Cellular component (GO): nucleolus
Molecular function (GO): protein binding
Source: RefSeq, a predicted model, not a curated record
UGUUUUGUCUUGUUCCUCUACACGUGCAAGCAUCCUGCAUCCAGCACCAACAAACCAUUCCAACUCGAACGAACUGACCGAUCUAACGUGAAGCCUUGAAGGUAAAAAUGGAGGAAGGACAGAGAAUUCUAGCUCAGUUUGUGAGCGAGAAAGGAGAGGCUACUGGAGCACCUUUUGACCUUCCUCUGGAUGUAUCUACAGAAAAACUGCAAUUGAUUUGUAAUGCCAUCCUGCAACAGGAAGACACAGUGCCUUAUGCAUUUUACGUAGAUGAGAAGGAGAUCACAUCAACGCUGUCGGAAAGCUUAAGUAAGGAGGAUCAGGAAACCGAACAAGUGCUUUCGAUAGUCUACCAGCCUCAGGCUUUGUUCAAAGUGAGAGCAGUGACCCGUUGUACAAGUACCAUAGAAGGUCAUGCAGAGGCUGUGAUAUCUGUAGCAUUCAGCCCAGAUGGAAGGUAUUUGGCAAGUGGCUCUGGAGACACAACUGUACGAUUCUGGGACGUGACAACCGAAACACCACACCACACCUGUAAAGGACAUAAGCAUUGGGUGCUGUGUAUAGCUUGGUCUCCUGAUGGUAAACGGCUAGCUUCAGGCUGUAAGAAUUCUCAGAUAAUAAUUUGGAAUCCGGAAACCGGUAAACAAGAAGGAAAAGUAUUGACUGGACAUAAACAGUGGAUAACAUGGUUAGCAUGGCAACCAUUUCAUCUUAAUCAUGAGUGUAGAUUACUUGCAUCAGCAUCCAAGGAUGGAAAUAUAAAAAUUUGGGAUGUUGUGCGAGGUUGUUGCUUGAGAACGCUGUCUGGCCAUCUCCAGUCGGUAACAUGCAUUCGAUGGGGUGGGACUGAUCUCAUCUACUCAGCUAGUCAAGAUAGAACAGUCAAAGUAUGGAGAGCUGCUGAUGGUAUCUUGUGUAGGACGUUACAAGGUCAUGGCCAUUGGGUGAAUACAAUGGCUCUAAGUACAGACUAUGUAUUACGUACUAGCUGGUUUGAUCCCAUGCAAGCGACCAUCAAUCAUCAACGCAUCGACCAGUCAGCUGAAGAACUAUCCAAGAUUGCCAAGGAUAGAUAUGACACUGUCAAGGGAUCUGAUCCAGAGCGACUAGUGACAGGCUCAGAUGACUUCACAUUGUUUCUAUGGCAACCAGAGAAAGAGAAAACGUCUGUUGCUAGGAUGACGGGUCACAUGCAACUCGUUAAUGAUGUAGCCUUUUCUCCAGACACUCGGCUUGUGGCUAGUGCAUCAUUUGACAAGUCCAUCAAGUUAUGGAAUGGUCAUACUGGCAAGUUCUUAACAACUCUGAGAGGGCAUGUGAGUAAAGUAUAUCAGGUAUCAUGGUCCUCUGACAGUCGAUUACUCUGUAGUGGUAGCUCCGACAGUACUCUGAAGGUAUGGGAUGUUGCAAGUAAAGCAAUUAAAGGUGAUCUACCUGGCCAUGCUGAUGAGGUGUAUGCUGUGGACUGGAGUCCUGAUGGACAGAGGGUAGCUAGCGGUGGAAAGGAUAAAGUCCUCAAGAUAUGGAGGAGAUAGCAUUGGCUAUGCUUAACAAGAAGUAAGUUCUGCGCUUCAGUAGCCAUGACACCAUUAACAGGACUGAUACUGCUCUAUCAACGAAGAAUAGUGUGAGUUACCAGUCUGAGCUAGAGAGAAUGAGACAACGUUAAAGACUAUACCCUUGACUAACAUCUCAGUGGUUGUGACCAACAGAGCAUGUCACUACUGAUAGGUCUGUCGUUGAUAUAGAUAUACUGGUUGAUAUCUGUAAGCAUAUCCAAUGUGCUCUAGUAUACUAUGUAGCCAGGAACAGUGCCAGGGUACUUAGAUAGGAGGGGGGGGAGGGAGAAG